GCGGCGCCGCUGCCGGCGCUGUGCUGGGCCCGGCCCGGCGGGUUGCGGAGCGGAGCGGUGGGAGUAUGGUGCGGCCCGGCGAGGAGAACAUGGACAGCAACGUCCUGGCCAUCGUCGUCGCUGCCACCGUGUCCACAUCCUUGUUCUUCGUGGCGGUGCUCGUCCUGCUGCUGCUCCUGUACCGCCGGGACCCCACGUGCUGCCAGUUCCUCUGCUCGUGCCGCUUCUUCCAGAGCCCCGGGCAGUGCCUAAUUCUGCUGAAUCUGCAUGAAGCCUCCGGCGCCCGGCAGCGCGGCCAGCCGACGUGGGCGCCCAGAGAGGACCUGCUGCUGCCCGGCCAGACCGUGCGGGAGCUCUGGGACUGCCAACCCCCGUACUUCAGCAGCAACCAGCGGCUGGUGGGACCCCAGUGCAGAGCGUCGCGGCUGGAGAGCGCUGCUGAGAAUCCUGGCAUGCAGGCAGAGGAGCCGUUCUGUGUCGCGCCGCCCAGCAGCUACCAGCUGCCCUCCUGGGAGCCCCGCCUGCCCAGCUAUGAGAGCGUGCGGAAGAAGGACCGCCAGCGGGAGAUCCAUCAGAUGAUCGCAGAGAGGUUUGGGCUGUGGGCAGAGCCUUCCCAGGAGCUGCCCCCUCCCUAUGAGCACGCCCUGCGGCACCCUCCAGCUUUCUCAGGAGUGGAAAUCGCCUCAGAGGCCGCAGACAGACGCGCUGUGCCAGCCCCCCCCCAGGCCCCGGUCAGCUGCCAAAGCCAGCGGAGCACAGCUGUGUAAGACUUCGUGCUGCCGUGCUUCUUCCUCGCGUCAGUGGCAGAAGUCCUGGGACGUCGUUCCCAUCUGAGGGAACAGCCGAACCUCAGACCUUCGCUCCUGUUUCCAGUCAGCUGGUUGGAGGCAGGCGAGUCAGACCCAGCUGUCCUGGACGCCCGUCCCGCAGCACGGAGACAACCGCGGAGCUCCCCCUGACUGCAGUGACCAGGGACGGCUGCUUGCUCUUCCAUUUGCCAAACACGAGGCGGUGGAUCAGCAGCAGAGCUGCUUUGCUCCGCGUGAGGGGCGAAGCAAAGGUGAAGGUCUGCUCCGUUCCUGCAGGUGGAUCAUUAGCUCUGAGGGCGCGGCCGGCACUGCCAAGCACACGUGUUUGACCUCUGAUGGUCGUGCUGUGCCACUUCAUCUAUUGCUCAGGAGACAAAACUGUUUAUCGGCGUAUCAGAUUCCCAAUGGCAAUCCUGACCUGCUAGUGAGAACGAAUCUGCAUCGGAGCGCUGCUGCGCGCUCUCAGGGCAGCAGUUUGUAUGAACUUCAGAUGUGCAGAAACUCGAGGUUGAAGGGAUCGUGUCACUGGCAGUGCUGUGUGCAAACGCAGAGCGCCGAGACAGCGGCACAGCUGGGCGUGCAAAAGGGCAGCAGAGUGGGCAAAACGGCCGGCAGCCUCCAAGGGGAAUGUGAAGCAAAGGUGGAAAUGCACUUCUGGUGCAUCUUACCUUGUCUUCUUUUGAGGAGAAGACAAUCUAUUAAUGUCACUACACUACCAAUUUUGAGAACCUGUUUUCUACUGUAAAGCCUAAGCUUCAAAUUGUUUACAAACCUGUAGAUAAAAUGAGAACAGUUUGGCUA
Tympanuchus pallidicinctus (lesser prairie-chicken) is the source of this 1610-nucleotide messenger RNA. RefSeq lists its product as uncharacterized. The transcript is spliced from 6 exons. The coding region runs from base 66 to 767 and encodes 233 amino acids. Lineage: Eukaryota; Metazoa; Chordata; Aves; Galliformes; Phasianidae. The record is from RefSeq and is a predicted model, not a curated record.